Messenger RNA from Porites lobata, 591 nucleotides. The record is from the annotation of a GenBank genome assembly. Lineage: Eukaryota; Metazoa; Cnidaria; Anthozoa; Scleractinia; Poritidae.
GAUGUGUUCAGGGUGACAACCCUCGAAACUAAACAUACUGUGUUGCAGACCUGUUUUGAAAGGAAGGACGAAUGGGCGAAAGUGGUACGAGCCAGACUAUUACAUGUUCAUGAUUUGCCAGCAGCCGAUGCUAUUUAUCAUCAAGCGUGCAGCCUGAACUUCAGGAGCAAAAAGCAAAUCCCGAUGCAAUUUGCCUCAGAACAGCGUGAUGUUAAGAAAAGAAAAAUUGGACGCCCACAAGACGAAGAAAAAAAUGACGCUUUUCUCAAAGUGGCGAGAUUUCUUCAGGAAAAUGACGACGAGCAAAUAACUGUUGUUGAUUUAGUUGAAAAAAUGGAAGAGUAUCUCGGUGACUCAGCCAGUACCGCAUACGGCCGCACGCACAUGAAGGCGAAGUUACAGGAACACUUCGGUGACCAAAUCAUUAUAACCGAAAUCAAUGGAAAGCCAAACGUUGUAACAUUUAGAAGCACUGUGGCCAAUAUUCUACAUGACUUUCAUGCACAGCCAAAGAAUGUUGAUCUGGAAACAAAAGCUGAAUAUAAUCCGAACCGCUUCGAGGCUGAUCAAGAGCGACAUAAAAUUGAUUAA